Molecule: messenger RNA, 342 nt
Organism: Paramecium tetraurelia
Lineage: Eukaryota; Ciliophora; Oligohymenophorea; Peniculida; Parameciidae
Exons: 2
Biological process (GO): protein deubiquitination
Molecular function (GO): cysteine-type deubiquitinase activity
Source: RefSeq, a predicted model, not a curated record
AUGACUGAUUAUUUAAUUAACUCCAAGACUCCUCAAGAGUAUGAAAAUGAAACUGAGGAUGACAAUGGAGAAAAUAACAAAUAAAGAGUUCUUUAUGAUUUAUAUGCUGUAUCAAAUCACUUCGGUGGCCUUGGAGGAGGUCAUUACACAGCUUAUGCUAAAAAUAAGCACACUAAAAAAUGGUAUAAUUUUGAUGACUCUCAUGUUGCUGAAACAAGUGAAUCUUAGGUGGUUACAAAAGCAGCCUAUGUUCUUUGCUAUUAAUUGAGAACUGACGAAUCUAUGAAUGUUUAAGGGUAGCAUGCUCAAACCAUUUAACAAAAUGAGUAGUAUAAUAAAUGA